This is a messenger RNA of Cynocephalus volans (Philippine flying lemur), 8529 nucleotides long. It is a transcript of the gene PIEZO2, whose product is annotated as piezo type mechanosensitive ion channel component 2. The coding region runs from base 1 to 8529 and encodes 2842 amino acids. The record is from RefSeq and is a predicted model, not a curated record. Gene Ontology annotation, cellular component: membrane. Gene Ontology annotation, molecular function: mechanosensitive monoatomic ion channel activity. NCBI's taxonomy places the organism in Eukaryota, Metazoa, Chordata, Mammalia, Dermoptera, Cynocephalidae. The transcript has 56 exons.
AUGGCCUCGGAGGUGGUGUGCGGGCUCAUCUUCAGGCUGCUGCUCCCCAUCUGCCUGGCAGUAGCAUGUGCAUUCCGAUACAAUGGGUUCUCCUUUGUCUACCUUAUCUACCUCUUGCUCAUUCCUCUGUUCUCAGAACCAACAAAAGCGACAAUGCAAGGACACACGGGACGGUUAUUAAAGUCUCUGUGCUUCACCAGUCUUUCCUUCCUGUUACUGCACAUCAUUUUCCACAUCACGUUGGCUAGCCUUGAAGCUCAGCACCGUAUUGCGCCUGGCUACAACUGCUCAACGUGGGAAAAGACAUUCCGGCAGAUUGGCUUUGAAAGCUUAAAGGGAGCGGAUGCUGGCAAUGGGAUCAGAGUGUUUGUACCUGAUAUUGGGAUGUUCUUUGCUAGUCUGACCAUCUGGCUCGUCUGUAGAAACAUUGUUCAGAAACCAGUGACAGAAGAAGCAACACAAUGUAACCCGGAAUUUGAAAAUGAAGAAUUGGCUGGAAGAGAAAAAAUAGAUUCAGAAGAGGCCCUGAUCUCUGAAGAGGAUUUAGAUGAAGGAGACGGUGUUGAAGGUGACUUGGAAGAAAGCACGAGGUUAAAAAUGUUCCGCAGGCUUGCCUCUGUGGCCUCCAAGCUCAAGGAGUUUAUUGGCAACAUGAUAACCACUGCUGGAAAAGUCGUGGUGACCAUCUUACUGGGCUCCUCAGGUAUGAUGUUGCCAUCUUUGACAUCAUCUGUGUAUUUCUUUGUAUUUUUGGGGCUGUGCACCUGGUGGUCUUGGUGCCGGACAUUUGACCCAUUGCUGUUCAGUUGUCUCUGUGUUCUGCUGGCUAUUUUCACUGCUGGACACUUGAUUGGACUUUAUUUAUACCAGUUCCAAUUCUUUCAAGAAGCAGUUCCACCCAACGACUACUAUGCAAGGUUGUUCGGUAUCAAAUCAGUAAUUCAAACUGACUGUUCCAGUACUUGGAAGAUUAUAGUAAACCCGGAGCUGUCGUGGUAUCACCAUGCCAACCCCAUCCUCUUGCUGGUGAUGUACUACACGCUGGCCACUCUGAUCCGUAUCUGGCUACAAGAGCCCCUUGUGCAGGAUGAGAGGACCAAGGAAGAGGACCGAGCCCUGGCUUGUAGCCCUAUCCAAAUGAUGGCCCAGCGGAGGCGGAGCCUGUGGUAUGCAACCCAUUACCCAACCGACGAGAGAAAACUCUUGUCCAUGACCCAGGAUGACUACAAACCAUCUGAUGGCCUGCUGGUGACUGUGAAUGGCAACCCCGUGGACUACCACACCAUCCACCCCAGCCUGCCCGUGGAGAACGGCCCCGCCAAAGGUGACCUGUAUGCCACCCCCCAGUACCGGUGGGAGCCCUGUGAGGACUCUGCAGAAAAGAAAGAGGAAGAGGAGGACGAGAAAGAAGAACUUGAAGAGGAAAGGAGCCAUGAGGAAAAAAGAAGCAUUAAAGUCCAUGCCAUGGUCUCUGUGUUCCAGUUUAUUAUGAAACAAAGUUACAUCUGUGCCCUCAUUGCCAUGAUGGCUUGGAGCAUCACCUACCACAGCUGGCUGACUUUUGUGUUGUUGAUUUGGUCAUGCACUCUUUGGAUGAUCCGCAACAGAAGAAAAUAUGCCAUGAUCAGCUCUCCUUUCAUGGUUAUCUAUGGAAAUCUGUUGUUGGUAUUACAGUAUAUAUGGAGUUUUGAACUUCCUGAAAUUAAAAAGGUCCCGGGAUUUUUAGAAAAGAAAGAUCCUGGAGAACUUGCUUCAAAGAUUCUUUUCACUAUUACUUUCUGGCUACUGCUGAGGCAGCACCUCACAGAGCAAAAAGCCCUUCAAGAAAAGGAAGCUCUUUUAUCUGAAGUCAAAAUUGGAAGUCAGGAAAAUGAAGAAAAAGAUGAGGAACUUGAAGAUAUACAAGUGGAAGGAGAGCCCAGAGAGAAGGAGGAGGAAGAGGAAGCUAAGGAAGAGAAGCAAGAGAGAAAGGAGGAGGCGAGAGCGGAAGAGGAAGCAGAAGCGGAAGAUGACCAGGAUGUCAUGAAAGUGCUGGGCAAUAUGGUGGUGGCUGUGUUCAUCAAGUACUGGAUCUACGUCUGUGGAGGCAUGUUCUUCUUCGUCAGCUUCGAGGGUAAAAUCGUCAUGUACAAAAUCAUCUACAUGGUGCUCUUCCUGUUCUGUGUGGCCCUGUAUCAGGUGCACUAUGAGUGGUGGAGGAGAAUUCUGAAAUAUUUUUGGAUGUCUGUGGUUAUUUACACUAUGCUGGUGCUUAUCUUUAUAUACACAUAUCAGUUUGAAAACUUCCCCGGACUGUGGCAAAAUAUGACUGGACUGAAAAAAGAAAAGCUGGAGGACCUGGGCUUAAAGCAGUUUACUGUCGCUGAGCUGUUCACUCGCAUAUUCAUCCCAACCUCCUUUCUGCUGGUGUGCAUCUUACACCUCCACUAUUUCCAUGACCAAUUCCUGGAGCUCACAGACCUCAAGUCCAUUCCUAACAAGGAAGACAACACCAUCUACAGCCAUGCCAAAGUCAAUGGCCGCGUAUAUCUAAUAAUCAAUAGCAUCAAGAAAAAAUUACCAAUCCACCAAAAUGAACUGGCCCACCCUGAAGGCAGCCUUCCCGACCUCACCCUGUUGAACCUGACUGCCAGUUUGGAGAAGCCCGAGGGAUGCUCUGUAGAAGCCAAGAGGGGCGAGCGUGGCAAAGACAGUGAGGAGUCGGAGGAGGACGCGGAGGAGGAGGAGGAGGAGGACUCCGAGGAGGAGGAGGAAGCAUCAGAUUUAAGGAACAAAUGGCAUCUGGUGAUUGACCGCCUCACUGUGCUCUUCUUAAAAUUCCUGGAGUAUUUUCACAAAAUGCAGGUGUUCAUGUGGUGGAUUUUGGAGUUACACAUCAUCAAAAUUGUCUCAUCAUACAUUAUCUGGGUUUCUGUGAAAGAGGUGUCUCUGUUCAACUAUGUAUUUUUGAUUUCUUGGGCUUUUGCUCUGCCGUAUGCCAAGCUACGCCGUCUGGCUUCAAGUGUCUGCACUGUCUGGACGUGUGUGAUCAUCGUGUGCAAAAUGCUGUACCAACUCCAAACCAUUAAGCCUGAGAACUUUUCUGUUAACUGUUCCUUGCCAAAUGAAAAUCAAACGAACAUACCCUUUCAGGAGUUGAACAAGUCUCUACUCUACAACGCUCCUAUUGACCCAACAGUGUGGGUCGGCCUGAGGAAGUCAUCUCCUUUGCUUGUCUACCUGAGGAAUAAUCUCCUGAUGCUGGCUAUUCUGGCGUUUGAGGUUACAAUUUACCGCCAUCAGGAAUACUAUCGAGGGCGAAACAACCUUACAGCCCCUGUGUCUAAAACUAUCUUUCAUGACAUCACAAGACUACAUCUAGAUGAUGGACUUAUAAAUUGUGCCAAAUAUUUCAUAAACUACUUCUUCUACAAGUUUGGUCUGGAGACCUGUUUCCUAAUGUCAGUGAACGUAAUCGGCCAGCGAAUGGACUUCUACGCCAUGAUUCACGCCUGCUGGCUGAUCGCUGUCCUGUAUCGCCGCCGGAGGAAAGCCAUCGCUGAGGUUUGGCCCAAGUACUGCUGCUUCCUGGCGUGCGUCCUCACCUUCCAGUACUUCGUCUGCAUAGGCAUCCCGCCUGCUCCCUGCCGAGACUACCCAUGGAGGUUCAAGGGCGCCAGCUUCAACGACAACAUCAUCAAAUGGCUGUACUUCCCCGACUUCAUCGUGCGGCCCAACCCUGUGUUCCUCAUCUAUGACUUCAUGCUGCUUCUGUGUGCCUCCCUGCAACGGCAGAUUUUUGAGGAUGAAAAUAAGGCUGCAGUGCGUAUCAUGGCAGGGGACAAUGUUGAAAUUUGCAUGAACCUUGAUGCAGCCUCAUUCAGCCAGCAUAACCCUGUACCGGACUUCAUUCACUGCAGGUCUUACUUAGAUAUGUCCAAAGUGAUCAUCUUCAGCUACCUCUUCUGGUUCGUCCUUACUAUCAUCUUCAUUACCGGAACAACCAGGAUCAGCAUAUUUUGCAUGGGUUACUUGGUGGCCUGUUUCUAUUUCCUGCUCUUUGGGGGUGAUUUGCUAUUGAAACCCAUCAAGAGCAUCCUGCGCUAUUGGGACUGGCUGAUUGCAUACAACGUUUUUGUGAUUACAAUGAAAAACAUACUGUCAAUAGGAGCGUGUGGAUACAUUGGAACGCUGGUCCAAAAUAGUUGCUGGUUGAUCCAAGCUUUCAGCCUGGCCUGCACAGUCAAAGGCUAUAAGAUGCCUGACGAUGACUCGUCCUGUAAGCUCCCCAGUGGUGAAGCAGGGAUUAUUUGGGACAGCAUAUGCUUUGCCUUCCUCCUGCUGCAAAGGAGAGUUUUCAUGAGUUAUUAUUUCCUGCACGUUGUGGCUGAUAUAAAAGCUUCACAGAUCCUGGCAUCGAGAGGUGCUGAACUUUUCCAGGCCACAAUUGUAAAAGCAGUAAAGGCAAGAAUUGAGGAAGAGAAAAGGUCCAUGGAUCAGCUGAAGAGACAGAUGGAUCGCAUCAAGGCUAGGCAACAGAAAUACAAAAAGGGUAAGGAGAGGAUGCUGAGCUUGACCCAGGAGUCAGGGGAAGGCCAGGACAUCCAAAAACCCUUUGAAGAGGAUGAUGAAAGAGAAGCAGACAAACAGAAAGCCAAGGGCAAAAAAAAGCAGUGGUGGCGGCCUUGGGUUGAUCAUGCUUCCAUGGUCAGGAGUGGAGAUUAUUAUUUGUUUGAAACGGAUAGUGAAGAGGAGGAAGAAGAAGAUUUUAAAAAGGAAGAUGAAGAACUUCCACGGAGGUCAGCAUUCCAGAGAGCUAUUGGGAAGUUUGCGUCAGCCAUUUUAGCCUUGCCAAAGUCUGUCAUUAAACUUCCCAAAACUAUUCUUCAGUAUUUAAUCAGAGCUGCAAAGUUUGUUUAUCAAGCCUGGAUUACUGAUCCAAAAACAGCACUCCGGCAGAGACGCAAAGAGAAAAAAAGGUCUGCAAGAGAAGAUCAGAAACGAAAGCGAAGAGGAGCAGGGCAGGGUCCCGUGGAAUGGGAAGACCGAGAGGAUGAACCAAUCAAAAAGAAAUCUGAUGGACCAGAUAAUAUCAUCAAGAGGAUAUUUAAUAUUUUGAAAUUUACCUGGGUCCUGUUCCUGGCAACAGUGGAUAGUUUCACCACAUGGCUUAACUCCAUUUCAAGGGAGCAUAUUGAUAUAUCUACAGUUCUGAGAAUCGAAAGAUGCAUGCUGACCAGGGAAAUUAAGAAGGGCAACGUUCCGACUCGGGAGAGCAUCCACAUGUACUACCAGAACCACAUCAUGAGCCUCUCCAGAGAGUCAGGACUGGACACAAUCGACGAGCAUGCCGGAGCUGCCUCAGGUGCACAGACAGCCCACAGGAUGGAUAGCUUAGAUUCACAUGACAGUAUCUCCAGCUGCUACACUGAAGCAACCAUGCUGUUCUCAAGGCAGUCUACCCUUGAUGAUUUAGAUGGACCAGAAACUGUUCCUAAAACAAGUGAGCGCGCUCGGCCUAGGCUCCGUAAAAUGCUCAGCAUGGAUGUGUCCUCCUCAUCAGCUGACAGUGGCAGUUUAGCAUCAAGCGAGCCCACGCAGUGCACCCUGCUCUACUCGCGCCAGGGCACCGCCGACACCAUCGAGGAGGAGGAGGCGGCCGAGCAGGAGGCGGCGGCCGAGCAGGGGCCCGAGGGCGCCGAGGAGGAGCUGCCGCAGGACUCCUCCGGGGACGCGGAUGCGGACGCCGACUUGGACCUGGACGCCGAGGCGCCGCCCUCCUACAGCAAGGCGGUCAGCUUCGAGCGCCUCUCCUUCGGCUCGUCGCAGGAUGGCUCGGCCACCAAGAACCGCAUGGCCAUCAGCCCUGACGACAGCCGCGCCGACGGGCUGGAGUCGAGCAUCCUGCCCCCACUGACGCACGAGCUGACUGCCAGCGAGCUGCUGCUGAACAAGAUGUUCCACGACGACGAGCUGGAAGAGUCCGAGAAGUUCUACGUGGGCCAGCCACGCUUCCUGCUGCUGUUCUAUGCCAUGUACAACACGCUGGUGGCCCGCUCCGAGAUGGUGUGCUACUUCGUGAUUAUCCUCAACCACAUGGUCUCUGCCUCCAUGAUCACGCUCCUGCUGCCCAUCCUCAUCUUCCUCUGGGCCAUGCUGUCCGUCCCCAGGCCCAGCCGGCGGUUCUGGAUGAUGGCCAUUGUCUACACGGAGGUGACAAUUGUCGUCAAGUAUUUCUUCCAGUUUGGGUUCUUUCCCUGGAAUAAGAACGUGGAGCUAAACAAAGAUAAGCCUUACCACCCGCCAAACAUCAUAGGAGUGGAAAAGAAGGAAGGUUAUGUUCUUUACGAUCUCAUUCAACUCCUGGCUCUGUUCUUUCAUCGAUCAAUUUUGAAGUGCCAUGGCUUAUGGGAUGAAGAUGACAUUAUUGAAAGUGGCACAGACAAGGAAGAAUCUGAUGACGAGCUCUCUCUCACCCCUGGCAGAAGAGACUCCUCCGACUCUCUGAAGUCCAUCAACCUGGCCGCCUCAGCAGAGUCUGUGCAUGUGACCUUUCCCGAGCAGCAGAUGGCUGUCCGGAGGAAACGCUCUGGGAGCAGCUCCCAGAUAUCCCACAGAUCCAGCUUUUCCUCAAAUAGGUCCAAAAGAGGCAGUACAAGCACCCGAAACAGCAGUCAAAAAGGAAGUGUUUUGAGCAUUAAGCAAAAAAGCAAAAGGGAACUUUAUAUGGAAAAGCUUCAAGAACAUUUAAUCAAAGCAAAAGCAUUUACCAUAAAGAAGACUCUACAAAUAUACGUGCCCAUUAGACAGUUCUUCUACAACCUCAUCCAUCCAGACUACAGCGCUGUGACUGACGUGUAUGUGCUCAUGUUCCUGGCUGACACUGUGGACUUCAUCAUCAUCGUCUUUGGCUUUUGGGCCUUUGGGAAACACUCUGCAGCUGCAGAUAUCACCUCGUCACUGUCGGAGGACCAGGUCCCUGGGCCGUUUCUGGUGAUGGUCCUCAUUCAGUUUGGGACCAUGGUGGUGGACCGAGCACUCUACCUCAGGAAGACUGUCUUGGGAAAGGUCAUCUUCCAGGUCAUUCUUGUGUUUGGAAUUCACUUCUGGAUGUUCUUCAUCUUACCUGGUGUGACUGAGAGGAAAUUCAGUCAGAACCUGGUUGCUCAGCUUUGGUACUUUGUGAAAUGUGUUUACUUUGGGUUGUCUGCCUACCAAAUCCGUUGUGGCUACCCAACGCGAGUCCUUGGAAACUUCCUCACAAAGAGCUACAAUUAUGUCAACCUCUUCUUGUUUCAAGGGUUCCGCCUCGUUCCCUUUCUGACUGAGCUGAGGGCAGUGAUGGACUGGGUGUGGACAGACACAACCUUGAGCCUCUCCAGCUGGAUCUGUGUGGAGGACAUUUAUGCUCACAUAUUCAUCCUGAAGUGCUGGCGGGAGUCAGAAAAGAGAUACCCUCAGCCCCGGGGCCAGAAGAAGAAGAAGGUGGUGAAGUACGGCAUGGGUGGCAUGAUCAUUGUGCUACUCAUCUGCAUCGUCUGGUUCCCGCUUCUCUUCAUGUCACUGAUCAAGUCUGUCGCUGGGGUUAUCAACCAGCCCCUGGACGUCUCCGUCACCAUCACCCUGGGAGGCUAUCAGCCUAUUUUCACAAUGAGCGCCCAGCAAAGCCAGUUGAAAGUUAUGGACCAGCCAAAGUAUAAUGCAUUUAUAAAAACUUUUUCCAGGGAUACUGGUGCUAUGCAAUUUCUGGAAAAUUAUGAGAAAGAAGACAUAACAGUAGCAGAACUGGAAGGAAACUCGAAUUCUUUAUGGACCAUCAGCCCUCCCAGUAAGCGGAAAAUGAUACAGGAACUCAUGGACUCCAAUAGUAGCUUCUCUGUUGUUUUUUCAUGGAGUAUUCAGAGAAACAUGAGUCUUGGUGCAAAAGCAGAAAUAGCAACAGAUAAGCUUUCGUUUCCUCUUAAAAAUGUUACUCGAGAGAAUAUAGCUAAAAUGAUAGCUGGCGACAACACAGAAAGUUCGAGAACGCCAGUGACAAUAGAAAAGAUCUACCCAUAUUAUGUGAAAGCACCUAGUGAUUCCAACUCAAAACCUAUAAAGCAACUUUUAUCUGAAAAUAAUUUCAUGAAUAUCACCAUCAUUUUGUCCAGAGACAAUACAACUAAAUCUAACAGCGAGUGGUGGGUUCUCAACCUGACUGGAAAUAGAAUAUACAAUCAGCAUUCUCAGGCCUUGGAACUGGUGGUCUUCAAUGACAAAGUCAGUCCCCCAAGUCUGGGGUUCCUGGCUGGCUAUGGUAUCAUGGGAUUAUAUGCUUCAGUUGUCCUUGUGAUUGGGAAAUUUGUGCGUGAAUUCUUCAGUGGGAUUUCUCACUCCAUCAUGUUUGAAGAACUCCCAAACGUGGAUCGAAUUUUGAAGUUGUGCACAGAUAUUUUUCUAGUCCGAGAGACAGGGGAACUGGAACUGGAAGAAGAUCUCUAUGCCAAAUUAAUAUUCCUGUACCGCUCACCAGAAACAAUGAUCAAAUGGACUAGAGAAAAAACAAAUUAA